UCUGACGUUAGUUAAUGGCGGUCGCGUACAGCGUUGUCUGUCAACAUCUUCACGGUUUUCAUUGUAACUGUCUAAUUGUAAUCAAACAUGUACUCGGGUGUGUUGGGAAUGCGGGGUAGUUACACGAUAUUUAUGUUCAACUUUCAGGUUGGGUCAUGUGCCGUGGUGUUUGGAAAUUCACGGUGUAAGGCGAGGCGAAAACGACGUAAAAGUUGAGAAUGGAGGACGAAGACGGGGAGAAAGACAGCGGGUGUGCAGUAGCUGAGCUCCGUCUUCAGGUGGUGUCGUUGAAAGAAGAGCUGAAGGAGUGCAAAGCUGAGCUGGCCAAGUUGCAGAAGCAACUGAGCCAUUCCGAGAGACUGCAGAGGAGCACUGAGAGCUACAACGAGGACUUGAGGAAGCAGGUGGAUCAGCUGAGCGCAGAGAUUCAUGAGUGGAAGAAAAAAAAUAAAGACAAAGUUCACACUGAAACUCAGACCGAAGAAUAUGUUUGGAGUGAAACGGACUACUAUAACUAUUACCACUACGCUGACUACUAUCAGAAUACAGAGGCUGCGGACUCCCAGGAAAGUCUGGGGGCCACUGUAGCGGUGGAUGUGACUGGUGGAAGUGACUCAGCAGAGGCUGCAAAAGUGGAGCAGGCAGGCACAACAGCAGGCACAGUUGCAGAUGUGUCUGCUCAACCUGACAGCAGUGUGGUAGUCACAGCAGAGGAAGGUGAUGCAGCGUCCAUUGCUGACAUGUUGAGAGCCACGGCUGAGGAGGCCAUGACACAGACAGGCUUUGUCUUUGACGAGACAACUGGCAUGUACUAUGACCAAAGCACUGGUUUCUAUUACGACUCGGUCAGCCAGCUGUACUACGAUGCCAACACAGGCAUUUACUACUACUAUGACGCAGAAAGUGGACGCUACCAGUUUCAUUCCAAAAUUGAGGUUUCUGCUGUGCAGACGGGAGACCAAGACGAUUGUACGACUCAAAAGAAAGGCAGGUGGUACAGGAGAGGUGUGAAGAAAACCUCGCACAUUGAUAAGGAGUUCACAUUUAAUGAGGUCAAGUCAGAGGAAGAAGAACAGCAAUCAAAGCGCACGUCAGAAUCCCGAAAAACGAGACGACGAUCUCGUAGCUCUGAGUCACGAGAAAAAGACUCCAAAAGGCGUGGGGAGAGGGACAAGUCUUCGUCCAAGAAAAAAAAGCAUAAAAGUGGUUCAAGCCACGAUGAGAAGAGAAAGUCAAAGAAGAAAAAGAAGAGAUCCAAGUCUGUGUCGCGCAAGAAGCAGCGGAGCUCGCCAACUCGGAGCGAUGACUUGGAGGGUAACAGUGAGGCUGAGGAGGGGGAGCUCAGUGAGUCUGAGAAGGAGCAGUGGGAGUCUCCGCCCUCUCUGUCGCCAUCGCCGAGCUCGCCGUGCAACCACAGCGCAGAGUCCGAGAUGGAGGCUCAGUGUCGGGCAGAGCUAUGGCCGCCCUGUGUGAGAGUCACCGUAGUCCGCUCUCCAGUGCUGCAGGUUGGCACGUUGUUUAUCAUCACAGCUGAUGCUGCAGCCACCAUUGGCAGAGAGAAAGACAUGGACCAUGCAAUUCGUAUACCAGAAAUGGGAGUUAGCAAGUUCCAUGCCGAGGUGUACUUUGACCAGCAGCAGCAGAGCUACAUGCUUGUGGAUCAAGGAAGUCAGAACGGAACGGUUAUCAACGGCAACAGAAUCUUGCAGCCCAAAACCAAGUGUGAGCCCCACCCACUGACGCACGGCGACGAGGUAAAGAUGGGGGACACGGUGCUGUCCUUCCAUAUCCAUGCAGGGACUGACACGUGUGAUGGCUGUGAGCCCGGCCAGGUGAUGGCUCAUCUCAGUAAGCACAAGAGAGAGGACACGCCAGGGCCAACUCUAACCAAAGAGGAUAAAGAAGCGCUAAGACAGAAGGAGCUCAAGUCGAUGAAAGCCAAAUAUGGCCUCCAGAGUAAUGAGUUUGAAGAAGGCAAAGCCCUGAGAAACCCUAAGUACAAGGACCGAGCUGAAUCUCGACGGCAGACUGUGGGCAGCGAGGGUCUUUUUCAACAAGAUGAUGCCCCUGCUUCUGUUCAUGUGGAGAUCAGCGAAGUCAAUAAAGGAAGGAAGAUGUUGGAAAAGAUGGGCUGGAAGAAAGGAGAAGGAUUGGGUAAAGAGGGAACUGGGAUGAAAGAUCCGAUUCAACUUAAAAUCAGGAAGGCCCAGUCAGGUCUGGGAGCGUGUGGCGUCAUGUCUCUGGACGACGCCUCGCUGACCAGAUCAAAAUCCCAGAAGAACUGGGAGAAAGCUCGUGAGAGAUUUGCCGACUCAUGCCAGGGGGACACGGCGUCGUCCAAAACACAGUGCGCGUCCCCCAAAGCCUGGAUCAAAGCGGAGCCCGAGGCUGCGGACUCUCAUGCUGGGGUUGAUUCAGAGAUCCAAAGUUAAUCAGAGCGGGCAGAUUUGGAAUACAUGAAUGCUUGCUAAAACUGAAUCUGACCUCAGCGAUCGUACAACACAAUGCUGAAACAUUGCUCAGUGAAAAGUAGAACUCUCAGUGUGAGGGUCCAAUCAGCACAGUGCUGUACUGCCACUGUGGUGGCCAUGGAUUGCCUUAACCAAAUAUUGACACACCGAGGCUCUAUUUCUUGCAGUGAGGUCAUACUGCGAAGAGACAACUGAAGACUUGCUCAGCGCAACACUCAUGAGACAGUUGUAACACAAUUCCAACACACAACCCUAACAUCACCCUGACAGUGUAUAUUAAUAGCAUGACCGAAAUAUUUGCUUUUAUUUUUCAUGUUGCGCAUAAAACUUCCAAGAGACUUA
Messenger RNA from Phycodurus eques (leafy seadragon), 2813 nucleotides. It is a transcript of the gene aggf1, whose product is annotated as angiogenic factor with G patch and FHA domains 1. Lineage: Eukaryota; Metazoa; Chordata; Actinopteri; Syngnathiformes; Syngnathidae. The coding region runs from base 219 to 2432 and encodes 737 amino acids. Gene Ontology annotation, molecular function: protein binding; nucleic acid binding. Gene Ontology annotation, biological process: vasculogenesis. The record is from RefSeq and is a predicted model, not a curated record. The transcript has 15 exons.